AUGGAUGCCAGCAGCGUGUCGGUGCUGUGGUACAGGAGGUCAAAGCCCCUGGGGAAGGUGAGGCGGCGAGUUCAAGACCUCCGCAUCCCUUCCUUCUCUUGCUAUGACUUCAUAGCCAGCAGACCCGAGUUGGACCUGAGCCACAACGAGAGCUCUCGGCUGGCAGUGGACUCCCUGCUCAGCCGGGGCUUAGAGGGAUACCACGAGGUGUUGAACGCAGAGGAAGAAGUGGACUUUCUGUCAGAGCUGGAGAAGAGUUACAUCCUGGAAAAUGGAAGGGAUGGCCACACAGCUGAUCCUGGUGCAUGUGAUGGUAACAAAGAGUUCGAUAGCCUGUCUGCUGGCUCCCAGUCUGCCACACGAUGUCCGUCAGUGUCCACAGACAGCGUUUCUAUGGUGGACCUGAGAUUCCCAAAAGAUGUGAAGAGGACUGAUUCUGUCCUGGAGGAGCCCGUCGCUGAGGUUUAUUUCCAGUCUGACAUCAGAGCAGCCGGAAUGAAAGACCUGGUCAGAGGCUUCAUCAGAAAGGCUGGAAUGGCCCUGGCCAUCGUGAUGGACAGCUUUAGUGACAUAGAGCUGCUUUGUGAUCUUCUGGAAGCGACCAGGAAGAGAAAUGUUUCUGUUCAUCUGCUGCUGGAUCAUCUCAACCUGAACCUGUUUGUCAGCAUGUGGCAGGACCUCAAACUCAACAGCAAAAACUUCCCUAAACUGUCAGUACGCAGUGUGGACGGUCAGACCUACUGUUCCAGGACAGGCAGGAAGCUGACUGGUCAGAUUGCUGAGAAUUUUAUCAUCACUGACUGGACUGAGGCGCUGACUGGCUCAUACAGUUUCUCCUGGCUGUCCUGGCAGGUCCAUCGUAGUCUAACUGUUCUUGUAAAGGGCAGUGCGGUCAUACCUUUCCAUCAGGAAUUCCUCAGGCUAUACGGCAGCUCCAAACCACUCCCCGGCUUUGCCACUUUUAUCACCGUGCCUCACACUCUCCCUCUUUACACGCCCACAACAAUGUGCCACAGGGCUCAGAAUGAAGAUGCUCAAAACAUUCAGACAAAAACAAAAAUGCCAUCAAAUCUACAGAGCGCAGAAUUUGAGUGCAAUACCCAGCCUCUACACACAGCAGGCACUGGCGAGGCCACCACCAAGAUUAAACUGGAUACCCCAGAGUUGCACAGAAAGACCCAAACCUGUGGCUCGCCACAGCUCUUUCCACAUCACCUACGGGACGGACAGACAGGUGGGCUGGAGGCCGUGUCACACCGGAAUGAAUACCUCAUUAGGAAGAAGCAAGAGCAUGACUGA
This is a messenger RNA of Cottoperca gobio, 1299 nucleotides long. It is a transcript of the gene sack1a, whose product is annotated as family with sequence similarity 83 member A. Gene Ontology annotation, molecular function: protein kinase binding. Bases 1 to 1299 code for a protein of 432 amino acids. The transcript has 7 exons. Gene Ontology annotation, biological process: epidermal growth factor receptor signaling pathway. The record is from RefSeq and is a predicted model, not a curated record. Lineage: Eukaryota; Metazoa; Chordata; Actinopteri; Perciformes; Bovichtidae.